Sinocyclocheilus grahami is the source of this 1017-nucleotide messenger RNA. RefSeq names its product ankyrin repeat and SAM domain-containing protein 1A-like. Gene Ontology annotation, biological process: ephrin receptor signaling pathway. Gene Ontology annotation, molecular function: ephrin receptor binding. Gene Ontology annotation, cellular component: cytosol. The transcript has 6 exons. Bases 1 to 1017 code for a protein of 338 amino acids. NCBI's taxonomy places the organism in Eukaryota, Metazoa, Chordata, Actinopteri, Cypriniformes, Cyprinidae. The record is from RefSeq and is a predicted model, not a curated record.
AUGAUCUCAUCAAUGCUGGACCCUCGUCACAAACACCUGGGCUUUCUUACACCAACACAGAGACUGGCUGCUAAUGUGAAACUGGUUGAACUGGGAGAGGCGGUGGGGACCGAUAGGGCGGCUAUCCAACAGGCUGGGGGAGUCGAGGCUGCGUUGUCUGACAUGGACGAGGGGAGCGCAAACACUGAAGUCGCGACCUCCCAGUCAUCUGCUAUGGCACAACUCCUUGGGGAUCACUAUACCACUCAAUGCGAGGCUGGCAUCGAAGCAGAACUUCAGAAUUUUCUGAGGGAGACUCCCCCACCCCUGAAUUGCACACCUACAGACUGGAGGAAAGUGAAUGGAAUAAGGUUCCCCGGGCUAGCGCGGAGGUACCUGUGCAUCCCGGCAACCAUCUGGAGGGGCCCAAAUGUGAACUGUGUGGACAGCACUGGAUACACACCUCUACACCAUGCUGCUUUAAAUGGCCACAGUGAGGUGGUGGAAGUACUUCUGCGGAACGAGGCUCUGACGAACAUCGCUGAUAACAAGGGCUGUUACCCUCUGCACCUGGCGGCGUGGAAGGGAGAUCAGCGAAUCGUCAAACUCCUCAUCCAUCAGGGUCCAUCUCACCCCAAACUCAAUGAGCAGAACAACGACAACGAGACGCCGCUGCACUGUGCGGCUCAGUACGGACACACUCAGGUGGUGCAGCUGCUGCUGGAGGAGCUGACCGACCCCACCAUGCGCAACAACAAGUUUGAGACGCCACUUGACCUGGCUGCGCUCUAUGGCCGGCUGGAGGUGGUCAAACUUCUGCUGAGCGCUCAUCCCAACCUGCUCAGCUCUAACACCAAGAAGCACACCCCUCUCCACCUGGCUUCCCGCAACGGACACCUGGCCGUGGUGGAGGUGCUGCUGGCCGCCGGCGUGGAUCUCAACUAUCAGACAGAGAAAGGCAGUGCCCUUCAUGAAGCAGCUCUAUUUGGAAAGACGGAAGUAGUACAAAAACUACUCAACGCAGCAGGCCAGAUGUGA